Serpula lacrymans var. lacrymans S7.9 is the source of this 237-nucleotide messenger RNA. RefSeq lists its product as uncharacterized. Lineage: Eukaryota; Fungi; Basidiomycota; Agaricomycetes; Boletales; Serpulaceae. The coding region runs from base 1 to 237 and encodes 78 amino acids. The transcript has 3 exons. The record is from RefSeq and is a predicted model, not a curated record.
AUGGCUAAUGCCAACAAUUAUCCAUAUGUUGAUGCUUCUGCGCGCCCUUGCCAGGACUACGCAGACGAACAGGACCUAUUUGUCAAACCCGAAAAAUGUAAUUUUAAAGUAAAAGAAGUAAACUUCCUUGGUAUGAUAAUUGGCCAGAACAGACCUAGGAUGGACCCUGAGAAAGUCCAAGCUAUUUUGGAAUGGCUGAAACCUACUUGCUUUAAAGGAGUUAUACAGCAAGCAUAA